UGAUAUUGUUUCUUCUGUUGUUUAUUCUGACAUUAUUUGCUUGAAUAUAGAUUUAAUAUCUCCUUAUUCGGCUUGUCUGCUUCUGAACACAAAUGCUGAUUAAUAUAAUAAUAAUUUGAGGUGAAUGACCGAGAGCUCAACCUGUGAGUAAGAUAACAAAUCACUGGCUCUGCUAUCUCAGACCCUUAAAAGGUUUUAGCGACUCAUACAAUACACGCUGAAAUAAAAAUGAAGAAUAUUGAUAUGACUUUUCAAGCAGUAGAAUAUAGCCACUGUAGCCACUACUGAUGAAUAACAAACAGUGAUAUAAACCUCCAAGAAAAAGAAAAGUGAAAUACUUUUAUCUGUUCGGAUUAUAUUAUCAGUCCUUAUCCAGUGACAUACUGAACUUUCGGCCCAAACGCGAGCCCAGAGCCCAGAUAAUAUGACUCUAUUAGUCCUUGGUGACUUGGUACAGACUGAGUUAAUGACAGCUGAGUGUGAUAAAUGUCAUUAACCCCUUCUUUCCCCGUGCUGACCAUGAUUCAGCUCGUGAACCUUACCGUCUCCACGUGGAGGAAACCUUUUCCUUGAAAGUGAAUGGUCUGGUCCAGGUCAGAAAGGUCAAGGCUGAAGAUUAGUCACAUGUUACAUGAGCUGCUAUAAAUAAGCCUGGGAGGACUGUCCCAAUGACAACAGCUUCACAUCAGAGGAAAAUGAGACAGUGCUUCAGCGACCGGCAUCCUCGUGGGAUUCUCUUCAGCAUCCUAAACCGUGAAUGUGACGGUUAUCCAGACACACGCAGCUGUCACUGUCAGCGUUCGGUGUGCUUGAGAAACCCAGAGACCACCUGCCGUCUGGCUCUUGGGGUCCUGAUGAGAACCAUUCACUUCAUACAGAGCUUCCCUUCCUUCCGAAAGCUGGCGCUCAGGGACCGGCUCGUCCUUGUUGAGAAGCGCUGGGUGCCGCUCUUCCUCCUGGGUCUCGCUCAGGAGCACGUCACUUUCGAGGUGAGGGUCGUCCCUGCGGCCAGCAUCCUUAGAAACAUACUGAUGAGCGAGCGGCAGAAGCCAGACGACUGUCGGCCCACCCUGGGAGAAGUGCACAAGCUCAAGACGUUCCUCAGCGAAGUCCGGAGCCUGGAUCUGAGUCUCAAAGAGUAUGCAUGUCUCAAAGGUGCAGUACUCUUCAGUCAAGAUGCUCCUGGAUCGAGGAGCUCAGCAGCGAUGGCAGGACUGCAGGAGGAGGCACAUCCUCACCCCACAGAUCACCGCACGCUCACAGACGUGCUGUUCAUGGCCGGCGCUCUACAGGUGGAGGCCCAAAGCCUGGUGACAGAGCUGUUUUUCAGACCCAUCGCUGGCCGGAUAGAUCUCCACAAACUCCUCCAUGAGAUGAUUGUUAAACAAUGACCUGCUGCAGGAGCGAGUCUUAAAACCUGUGAACGAGUUCAUGUUUUUGAACUUUCGGUUCCAUCAUUUCAAAGUCAAUCUGUCUUUUAAAAGCCAGCUCUUUUUUUUUUAGUAGAUUUAAAUAAAGUCCUGAAGAUGUGUCAGAAGCUCGAUGAUGUUGAAGUCAUGUGACCGUGGUGUAGUUCCUUUAUAGCAUACAUUUAGCUUUUUACUUAAAGAGAUAGUUCACCCAAAAAUGAAAAUUCUGUCAUUAAUUACUCACCCUCACAUCGUUCCAAACCUGUGAGAUCUUUGUUCAUCUUCAGAACACAAAUGAAGAUAUUUUUGAUGAAAUCCGAGAGCUCUCUGACCCACCCAUAGAAGGAUCCCAACACGAUCAACGUCCAGAAGCGUAGCAAGGAGAUCGUUAAAAUAAUCCAUGUGACA
Cyprinus carpio (common carp) is the source of this 1817-nucleotide messenger RNA. It is a transcript of the gene nr0b2b, whose product is annotated as nuclear receptor subfamily 0, group B, member 2b. The record is from RefSeq and is a predicted model, not a curated record. Gene Ontology annotation, cellular component: nucleus; cytoplasm. Gene Ontology annotation, biological process: circadian rhythm; negative regulation of transcription by RNA polymerase II. Gene Ontology annotation, molecular function: transcription corepressor activity; transcription factor binding. Lineage: Eukaryota; Metazoa; Chordata; Actinopteri; Cypriniformes; Cyprinidae.